UGGGAAGGCGAGGAUGAGGACGAAGACGUCAAGGAUAACUGGGAUGAUGAAGAUGAGGAAAAAAAAGAAGAAAAUGAAGAAAAAACAGAAGUAAAAGUUUCAGAAAAGAAAAAAAUAGCAGAGAAGAUCAAAGAAAAAGAGCGGCAACAAAAGAAGAGGCAAGAUGAAAUUAAAAAGAGGUUAGAAGAACCUGAAGAGCCUAAAGUUUUAACGCCAGAAGAACAAUUAGCAGACAAACUGCGACUAAAGAAGUUACAGGAAGAAGCAGACCUUGAGUUAGCAAAAGAAACGUUUGGCGUUAAUAAUACAGUUUUUGGAAUAGAUGCUAUGAACCCAUCUUCGAGAGAUGACUUCACAGAAUUCGGAAAGUUACUAAAAGAUAAAAUUACACAAUAUGAAAAGUCACUAUAUUACGCCAGCUUUUUGGAAGCCUUAGUUCGAGAUGUGUGUAUUUCAUUGGAAAUAGAUGACUUGAAAAAGAUUACCAAUUCUUUGACUGUGCUUUGCAGUGAAAAACAGAAGCAAGAAAAGCAAAGCAAAGCUAAAAAGAAGAAGAAAGGUGUGGUUCCUGGAGGGGGGUUAAAGGCGACCAUGAAGGAUGACCUGGCCGACUAUGGUGGUUAUGACGGAGGGUACAUACAAGACUUUGAAGACUUCAUGUGACAGCGUUUUACCUUCUCCUGGUGUCUUCUUUCUGUUGCCCACAAUCCCUUCAACAUGUAGCACAACUUCCUUUCCUUUCAGUUCUGCCAAAUGCUACAAUCAGAAGUGCAGUAUCUUUUGUGCUGGUUAUUUAACCCCUUGACUCUUAGGUGCUAAUGUGCAAAUGAGGGAACUUGGAUCUUGCUGCCAAGGGGUUAAAAUCGGGAACCUCAGUUGCUACUAAAUCAUAGUAAAAAAAAAUCCUAAUAAUGUUGUCAUUGUUGCUAUCUGAUUCCAUAGCAGCAGUCACUAAAUUGGAAACAAGGUUGCAACGUGACAAAAAAUUGUGUAGUAUUUACCAGCACCAUUCAGUAAUACAGCCUUAACCAUACCUCCUUGAACUACUUCAUAACCUGUCAAGAAAAGCAGUUUGCAGCAAGGGCAUGUGGUGUGCACCUAGUAUUAAAAUUGCUUUGUCUUAAAAUUGAGCUUGAGGAUAUUAAAAAAUAUGUUGUGAAGACUGGUUAUCUCAGAGUGAAGAUACUGCGGCUGAAAAGCCACUAGUUUGAUACUUAAAAAAUAAAUGACCAAAACCCUCCAACUUUGAAACUGAAGAAGGUAAAACCUCUCCAUUGCAUUUCAGGUUGUGGAAUCGCGAGUGCAAAGACUGUCUAGAUUAUAUUUAUCCGAAUAUUUCUAUGGGUGGAGUGCUUUGGAGGGGGAGGGAAACUGCCUGUUUUUAAUUGCCUGGUUUAGAUCUUGAGACAUCCUUGUUUCUUCUAGGCAGCAGCAACGGAACAACUGUAACAGGGUUUUGGCAUUUCCUUUCCUUUCCUUUAUAAAACAUGCUCAGCAAACUGCACCCGAUAACUACAGUUUGGUAUAAAUUGUUACGUUAACAAUUAUGACAUCUGCAAUGUUUUAUAAAGCAACUAAUUUAAUAAAAUCACUAUUGUGAGGACUUAA
Molecule: messenger RNA, 1608 nt
Organism: Echinops telfairi (small Madagascar hedgehog)
Lineage: Eukaryota; Metazoa; Chordata; Mammalia; Afrosoricida; Tenrecidae
Gene: EIF3J
Product: eukaryotic translation initiation factor 3 subunit J
Exons: 7
Cellular component (GO): eukaryotic translation initiation factor 3 complex; cytoplasm
Molecular function (GO): translation initiation factor activity
Source: RefSeq, a predicted model, not a curated record